AUGACCCGAGUCCACCAUACACAACCCACUCCCAAACCAAGAAAGGUCUUCAAGAUAACCAUGUACAACUCUGAUUGUUUCACAAGCAAUGCUAAACCUCUUUCCGUAGAACUUGGUGAUAAGAUUUUUGGCAAGAAAUCAAAAGCGGCUAGAAAGAAGAAAGUUGUCAAUACCACCAACCAUGACGAUACGGGUCUCGUUCGAGUUCCCAAAAGAGCAAUCAAACCAACACCAACAGAGGUUGAUACCAGUAUAAAUUGGAGAGAGGCAUUGAAGGAUAUUGAUCCUGCCAUCCUCGACAGAUAUUACCAACAAAGAAGAUUACGAGAAUUUGGCUCCGAAUCUGCACAAAUCUUGAACAGACGAUUGGAACCUAAUUACAGCAAAUUUGGCCAUUGGUUGUUCCUCGGAACAUGUCCCAAGGAAUUAUUGGCUCACCUCUUCACUAGGCAAGAUUGUUUGACAUGGCAAGCUCAAUACAGAGUGAAGCAAAAUGGUGUUUGGGAGAAAUAUACUCGCACCUACUAUUAUUUCAAGCAGUCUAUGCCUGAUCUAUUGGCUGGUUUUGAUUGGGGUUUGAAAGAUCAUCCCAUCACAGAAAUGUUUCAUAACCGAGAAAUUCGUUCGUUUUAUCAUGAAACAGUGUUCAUUGUAAAUCAUGACAACAGAGUGCAUAUACAUUUCUCACAAGUUACACAAGCAUAUUGUCCAAUCACAGAUAGAUGGGAAGACACAGCAUGA
Naegleria lovaniensis is the source of this 741-nucleotide messenger RNA. RefSeq lists its product as uncharacterized. NCBI's taxonomy places the organism in Eukaryota, Heterolobosea, Eutetramitea, Acrasida, Naegleriidae. The record is from RefSeq and is a predicted model, not a curated record. The coding region runs from base 1 to 741 and encodes 246 amino acids. The transcript has a single exon.